Molecule: messenger RNA, 801 nt
Organism: Trichoplax adhaerens
Lineage: Eukaryota; Metazoa; Placozoa; Uniplacotomia; Trichoplacea; Trichoplacidae
Exons: 8
Coding region: 1-801 (266 amino acids)
Biological process (GO): retrograde vesicle-mediated transport, Golgi to endoplasmic reticulum
Cellular component (GO): SNARE complex; endoplasmic reticulum
Molecular function (GO): SNAP receptor activity
Source: RefSeq, a predicted model, not a curated record
AUGGUUACCAUGACUAGAAUAGAAAUUGAUUUUCAGCGUUUGCUAUCACGUUGUGAAGCAAUGGCAUCAGAAAUUACAAGAACGGAUAAGCCAAUUGACUGGAGACUAGAAAGGUUUAUCGAUACGUUGUAUAACAAGUAUCUUGAAUUAGAAAAAUCCGGCAGCUACUCCGGACCUCAAAGUAUCACUGAUUAUACUAAGAGAAUGAAUUUCUUGAAGUGUUAUGUUGAAAAUGAAAAGUCACGAAAAAGAACAAGUGAAAUCGAACAACCGACUACAACAGCCCGAUAUCUACUUAACGGUGAUAGUCAUCCUGACGAAAAUGGAAAGAAUUUACACUAUCUUGCAAGAUCUAAAUAUCAUAAAGAUAUGAAGGAGGAGUUAUUUUCCAAAGACAUCAAGAAAAAAAAUCCAUUACCAGGCCAAGAAGAAGCGUCAUUAAGAAAGAGGUUACUGGGUGAUGAAAACUCUACCGACGAUAAUGUUGAUGACGAUGCCUUAUUAAAAUACCACCGCGCCAAUCAUGAAAAGAUAACUGAAGAAAUGGCUGGUAUGGCCAAGAGCUUAAAGCAAACUAGUUUACUAACGCGUGCUAUAAUUCAAGAAGAUAAUAAGAAUCUUCAAUCAAUAAAUAAAACUGCUGAUUCCAAUUACGAAAGAUUAAAGGUAGAAUCUGACAGACUUUCAAAGCAUGUAAAAAAGCCGUGCGCAUGGUGGUUAUGGAUUAUGCUGGCUUUUGUAUGCUUUAUAUUCAUAUCUAUGAUUGUUUUCAUUCGCAUCUUUCCUAAAAGGCGUUAUUAA